Messenger RNA from Hydatigera taeniaeformis, 708 nucleotides. Lineage: Eukaryota; Metazoa; Platyhelminthes; Cestoda; Cyclophyllidea; Taeniidae. The record is from the annotation of a GenBank genome assembly.
AUGGAUUUUGCCAGUCGUCACCUUUUAUCUGAAUGCGAUCCAGGCAAUCUUUUGUACGAAGAUAAAGCGCCCAUAGAUCCAAAGGAUAUGCUGCCACGUGAAAAACGGGCCCCAAAAGCAAAGGAAUUGACUCGUUGGGAAAGAUUUGCCCAAAUGAAAGGAAUUAAAAAACGUAAAAGGUCUAAGAGGGUAUGGGACGAAGCUAGUCAAUCUUGGAAACCCAGAUGGGGCAAGGGUCGCGUGGAUUCCGUGAAGGAUAAGUGGGUCCUGGAAGUUCCCGAUAACGCAGAUCCUUAUGAAGAUCAGUUCGAAAAACUGUCACGAGCUCGAAGUGAGAGAAGGGCUAAGAAUGAAUUCGCGAAGUUGAAGAACAUUGCGCGAACUGUGAGGAAAGGUCAAGCCCCUCCUGUUGGGAUUCUGACCGAAUCGGAGGCUUCUAAAAAUGCCUUCAGCCGAGCUUUGGAAAUCACCAAACGCUCAGAUGCCUCUAUGGGUCGUUUUUCACAGGAAAUCAAUGAGCAAAAGAUUGCUAAAAAAGCAGAGUACGCUCAUCUUUCUUGUGGUUUCACCAUCUUUGUCAACUUUUUUGUAAAUAUUUUUAGAAAGAAGUGUUCAAUGAAAAACCGGAGUAAGAAGAGGAAGAAGAGCUGUCCUAGUCGUCACGCGAAAGGUGGGAAAGGUCGAGGUCGCCUUUCAAACAAGAAAUAA